GAUCAUGUUUCAAGACUUUAGUUGGGUAUCGGUUGUUGUUGCAAUAAUGUCUACAGUUCAGCAUCUGAGAGAGUUUAUCAAGGAGAGAUUAACUUCUGCUGCAGAAGAAAUCUUCUCAGAGUUUGAAAAAACGAUCGUCCGGUAUGAGGAAGAGAUCAGUCAGCUAAGACUGCUGAAUAUCAGACCCGGGAUAAAGUCACACAAUACAGGUCUGGAUGAUCAGCAGGUCUGUGACCAGGAGAGGAGCUCCAGUCUCAACCAGGAGGACCCAGAGCCUCCACAGACUAAAGAGGAACAGGAGAAAAUCUGCAGCAGUGAGGAAGGAGAGCAGCUUGAACUGAAGCAGAAGGCUGAAGGCAUUCAUAUCUGGACCGGGGAUGAGCUGGAUUUGUUGUGUAAACCUGGAGUAAAGCUGACCAGAAUAGGUCUGGAUAAUCAGCAGGUCUGUGACCAGGAGAGGAGCUCCAGUCUCAACCAGGAGGACCCAGAGCCUCCACAGACUAAAGAGGAACAGGAGGAAAUGUGCAGCAGUGAGGAAGGAGAGCAGCUUGAACUGAAGCAGGAGGCUGAAGGCAUUAAUGUGUGGACUGGGGAAGAGGUGGAUUUGUUGUGGAAAUCUGGAGUAAAGCUGACCACAGUAGACCUCCCACAGCAACAUGAUUGUAAGGAAAAUGAGGAUCUGGAUGACCAGCAGGACUGUAGCCAGAAGAGGAACUCCAGUUUCAACCAAGAAGACCCGGAACAGGAGGAAAUGUACACCAAUCAGGAAGGAGAGCAGCUUUCAUGUAACCAGGAAACCAAAGGCAUCAUCGUCUGGACUGGGCAGGAACUGGGCAUCAUGUUGAACCCUGAAGUAAAGUUGUACAGAAUAGGUAUGCAAAAUUGUAAUAGGUAGAUUUCUUAAUACAAAACUGAAUACAACUCAUGUUGAGUCCUAAUCUGACCUCAGCGAUAUGUUAUAGAGGUGCAUGAAGAAUCAAAGGACCAACUCCAAUUAGGAAACUGACGCAUAUUUUAAGAGCCAAAAUUUCUGGCCUCGCAGCCAAGUCUUGUCCGUUGAGGUGGUUCUUUUUUUUUGUGCCAUGCAUUUAUGAAGUGGUUGCUUGGUCUCUCCAAUGUCGAAGAAACUCCUAUGUGUCCGACAAGUGUGUCCUCCUUUUACCCAGAUUUGAAGGAUGGGUCGGGUGUAUACUUCGUGGCCCAACAUAUCCUAGAAUUCGUAGCGUGGCCCAGCCAAAUCCAGUUUCCAACAAUGGUGGCAGCUACUUAGUAUUAAAUCCGUUCUUUUGUAUUCUUUACGGCCUCCAAACCUGUGUUUAGGAAUAAAAUCAGUUUAAUCAUCAUGUUAAAUCUUUUAAACCCCCUACUCCAUUCAGAGCUGCCUAGAAACAACACCUGUGUGUUAACACCAACUUCAUUUUAAAACUCACAUUUCCCACAUGUAAUACCUCUGUUAUAAAAAAAUUAAGACAGAACAGUUAUCAGUCAUGUUCUUGAUACAGCAUAUUUUGAUUUCAUUUUGCUCCUCUUAAUGUAACAGUACAUUCUAAUUAUACUUUAUCAGACUUGACCAAAAUAUAUGUGCUUUCCUUACUUUGCUCCUGUUUUAAAGGAAAAAAAAGAAACUGCAUUUUAUAUGAAAAGUCUAGCAAUCUUAGUUUAAUUAAUACUUACAUAGUCUGAAAUCAGACUUAAAAUCAUUCCCUCUGUUCAUUUUCCCCACAUCAUAUCUCAGUGGUUGGCCUCAGAUUCCACAGCGUCCUGAGAGUCCGAGGUCAACUGACAUAAUUUCACCUGCUAAAUCCACAGAAAAUCUUGUUAAAAGCCACACAAUUUGCACACAAUAAUGUUCCCCUUUAAGUACUUCAACAUACUUAGAUUUAGCAUAAGAUAUAAACCCGUUAUAACAAUGUGUCAUCACUAAAUUAUAAAUUUUUUGUCCAAAUCUGCACUUCUGAACAGACUUGACCACCUUAUUUAAUUAUCCUGUUACUUUACCAUUAUAUAUUUCACCAAGUAAUUCUUCUCAGUCUCUGCUAUGUUUCCUCCAUUGAAAGCCUCAGACACACAACCACACAGGAAGCUUCUUUGUCACCACUCAUUUCAGCUAAUUUGCAUACUGAGUCAUAUCUCAGGAAGUUACCGUGACAAGAGAAAUCCAUAUUUAAAUCUCACCACAUUAUUAAAUUAUUUUAUUUUCUUCCUAGAGUAAUCACUUGUUUUGCUCAAUCGACACGAGAGCACUUCCAAUUCACUGUUUUAAAACUUCUUUAAGCUUUUAAUCACUUUUCAUUUUCACCAACGUCACUCCAUUGUCAUGGAACUUCCCUGAGUUAUUCCUCAACUUCAGGGUUUAAGUGUGUGUUAAAUUCACACUCUUUUAACACUGAUAAACAGACUCACAUGCUCAACAUGCUGUCUAAUCCUCAUGAGCUCUCUUGUAUUUGUAAGGUUAAUGCAUUUUCUGUUUGUGUGUGUGAUUUUGUAUAUGUUUCUUUUUGCAGUGUUUCAGACUCCUUCACAAUUUUCCCACUUAACCAGUCAGUUUUCUCUUUCCCAAGUUUACUAACCCAAAUUUUGAUUUCCCACCUUAAAUAACAGCAUUCCUUGUCUUCAACCAGGAGUUAGAGCUCACUUGUCAGGUUUAGUGACGCAUGGCGCUGUAAACAAUUCAACCAGAAACUUGGCCUGAACGUUUCCAGUGAUGUUAACUUAUAACUUUCUUCCGACUGCUGCAUGUGGAAAAUUGAUCGAGGUCUGCUUUGCACCUAAAAAUAACAAACUUAAACGACCCACUUCUCUCUCUCCGGCCAGAAAUACCAAUUUAUGUCAUGUAUUCUCAUUGAUAGUGUAGGCGUGUCCUCAUUGCGUUUGUGUUAUGUGUUCAUAUUAAUUGAGUGUAAGCUGUUUCUUCAUUGCAUAUGUAUUUUAUAAUCAGGUUUAAUUCAUUCCUCUUUACACUGAGCUGUGGAUAUGAAAAGAAAAAAAAACCAACUUCCUUCCAAGCCAAAGACUAGAAAAUAUGGUGAAGCAUAUCUUCCCUUUGUCUUCACCUGCACAAGUGCCAAGGUAGGUCUCCCCUGCAAAAUUAGU
Molecule: messenger RNA, 3093 nt
Organism: Oreochromis aureus
Lineage: Eukaryota; Metazoa; Chordata; Actinopteri; Cichliformes; Cichlidae
Product: zinc finger protein 436-like
Exons: 4
Coding region: 5-895 (296 amino acids)
Biological process (GO): regulation of transcription by RNA polymerase II
Molecular function (GO): DNA-binding transcription factor activity; RNA polymerase II cis-regulatory region sequence-specific DNA binding
Source: RefSeq, a predicted model, not a curated record